Molecule: messenger RNA, 372 nt
Organism: Strongylus vulgaris
Lineage: Eukaryota; Metazoa; Nematoda; Chromadorea; Rhabditida; Strongylidae
Source: the annotation of a GenBank genome assembly
GAUGGAUUUCUGUCACCGACAGAACUUGCCGAGUACGACAAGUCAUCGAUGGCGAGAGUGGAAGGGAUGUAUAACGACUACCUGGCUAACAGUUUCACAAUGCAUUUUACAAUUCCCACCUAUUUUCUUGAGGAAGCUGACAUCAAUGAUGACCACUAUGUUUCCUACAAAGAAGGAGUAGACUACGCCGAAAAUGUGCUGAAAGUUCACGCGGAUGACAACUGGGAUCGUCUUUUCCACGAAAAAGACUUCAACAGUGAUGGCAAACUCAGCAAAAAAGAGUUUAUGAGUCUUGUCUCAUCAUGGUAUCGAGGCGAUUACAAUCUCAAAUUCAACGACUACACUGUGACGUCACCAAAUCCAACAAACUGA